This is a messenger RNA of Ilex paraguariensis (yerba mate), 300 nucleotides long. The record is from the annotation of a GenBank genome assembly. NCBI's taxonomy places the organism in Eukaryota, Viridiplantae, Streptophyta, Magnoliopsida, Aquifoliales, Aquifoliaceae.
AUGUCGAAGAGGGGAAAGAGGAAGGAUGAGGAAGACUACGCCUCCGACGAUGACGCGCCUGCCAAGAAGACCUCCAAGAACGAUGACUCCGACGACGACGACAUCGUUGUCUGCGAGAUUUCGAAGAAUCGGAGAGUGUCUGUGAGGAAUUGGCAAGGGAAGGUUGUGGUUGAUAUUCGGGAAUUUUACGUCAAAGAAGGAAAGCAAAUGCCUGGCAAAAAAGUCAAAAACAGCAAGACCCAGUUGCCCUGUAAAGCUGUGACACUGGGCUUGGCUAAACUUCUAGUUGGCAAGGGCUAA